This is a messenger RNA of Astyanax mexicanus (Mexican tetra), 2775 nucleotides long. RefSeq names its product inhibitor of growth family, member 3 (gene ing3). Gene Ontology annotation, biological process: regulation of DNA-templated transcription. The record is from RefSeq and is a predicted model, not a curated record. Bases 93 to 1349 code for a protein of 418 amino acids. The transcript has 12 exons. Lineage: Eukaryota; Metazoa; Chordata; Actinopteri; Characiformes; Acestrorhamphidae. Gene Ontology annotation, cellular component: NuA4 histone acetyltransferase complex.
CUUUUUUUUCUUCGGCGUUCAGCGAGGCGAGGCGCCAUAUUGAAGAGUUCUCCGUUUUCUGCAAAACCUCGAAAAAUACCCCGUUAGCCACCAUGCUGUACCUGGAGGACUACCUGGAGAUGAUCGAGCAGCUACCCAUGGAUCUCCGCGACAGGUUUACGGAAAUGCGAGAGAUGGACCUGCAGGUUCAGAAUGCGAUGGACCAGCUGGAACAGAGAGUUAAUGAGUUCUUUGCCAACGCUAAAAAGAACAAACCAGAAUGGAGGGAAGAGCAGAUGGAGGUUAUUAAGAAGGAUUACUAUAAGGCUUUGGAAGAUGCAGAUGAAAAAGUUCAGCUAGCCAAUCAAAUCUAUGAUCUGGUGGAUCGACACUUGAGGAAGUUGGAUCAGGAGUUGGCCAAAUUUAAAAUGGAAUUGGAGGCUGAUAAUGCAGGAAUCACUGAGAUCCUGGAGAGACGGUCGUUGGAAAUGGACAGCCCUUCUCAACCUGUCAAUAACCACCAUGUCCACUCUCACACCACAGCAGAAAAGAGGAAGUACAGCGCUCCAACCCACCACACUACUGAGCACGUGCCAGAGAAGAAGUUUAAAUCUGAAGCCCUGCUCUCAACACUCACAUCAGAUGCUUCUAAAGAGAAUACGCCUGGAUGCAGAGUGAACAGUACCUCCACCUCCUCAAACAAUGCGUACAACGCCAACUCCUCCCAGUCUCUUUCCUCCUAUAACCUGAGUUCUUUGCCAGCUGGUCCAGCUGCUGGUGCAGGGGCUAUUACUAUGGCAGCAGCCCAAGCAGUACAGGCCACAGCACAGAUGAAAGAGGGCAGGAGAACGUCCAGCCUGAAGGCGAGCUAUGAGGCUAUUAAAAACAAUGAUUUCUUGGGUCGGGAGUUUGCUCUAAACAGAGACUCGUCUGGCUACUCAUCCUCUGCACUGGCCUCCACUCUCACACAGCCCCUCACACCCAGCAACAGCUCAGAUUCCCGCACAGGACGCAAGAACAAAAGCAACACCAAGUCUUCCAAUCAUCAGUCCUCCUCGUCCUCCUCCUCUUCCUCCCUGUCGUCCUGCUCCUCCUCCUCAGCCCUGGCUCAUGAGCUGGUCCAGCAGACAGCAGCACUGCCUGAGAGUGACAGCAGUGGCCAAGUGGACUGGACAUACGACCCCAAUGAGCCUCGCUACUGUAUCUGCAACCAGGUGUCUUAUGGUGAGAUGGUUGGCUGUGAUAACCAGGAUUGUCCGAUUGAGUGGUUCCACUACGGCUGUGUGGGCUUGACUGAGGCGCCUAAAGGAAAGUGGUAUUGCCCACAGUGUACAGCAGCAAUGAAGAGGAGGGGAAGCAGGCAUAAAUAAGACGUAUGGCUACAUGUGGAUGACGACCCUACUCUUCUUUCCUCCUUAAAUCCCUGUCGACAGACUUUUCUCACUGACCAACCAAUCCCUUGUUCUUUAAAAAAAAAAAAAAAAAAAAAGUGUCUGCCUGAAAGAACUUCUUCAAUGUGAUCCGCAGACACAUCCUCAUCAUUAUCAGGGCGAAUAAGGGUGGUAAACACUUUUUUUUUUUUUUUAUAAAGAAAGCGUGUUCAUGUAUUAAGUAGUCAGCCCGGCUCUGUGUAGUUUGAUGCUACUGGACUUCUUCUUCAGGCGGUUCAUAGUCUCCCUCCAUCUUCCACAAGUCCUAAUUGGUGGGGGAGGGUCAACCGUGCACCCAAAACUCAGACAUUCCUCAGUCUGCCACGCGUGAUGGAGGGGUGGGGUCAUGACCUGGAGUACACAUUAGUGCAGUGUGCUCCUCUAUAAUCCAUAUUCACAGAGACAGAGACAGACUUGGGGAAAUAUUCCACAGCUGUCGUCAAUGGAUUAUGAACCUCGGACAUUUAAAUACAUUUUUUUUUUAAUCUUAACGAUGCUUCUGAAUGAGAAGAUUCUAAUGGCAUUGAUUUAUGCCUAGAAACGUACUGGUGCUGUUCACCAGUGAAGAUUUUGAUGUUCUCUGGUACCCUGGGUGUAUUCAGUAGACCCAGUGUUUCAAUAAAAAAAAUGACCUGAAGUAGCCCCACAAUGCUAAUUUUAGUGUUCUGCUUGAUCUAACACACUCAUUUUAACUUAAUUAAGGGCUUUUUAGUUAGUUAAUGAGUUCAGGUAUGUUGGAACAAGCGGAGACGCUAAAAAGCACAGUGAAUGAGGUACUUCAGAGCCAGGAUUGAAGAAAUGCUGCAGUAGACAAUGUUAUAUUGUGCCCCACUUUGGGGAAAAAAAAAGGCCUUGAGUAGCCCAAGACAGGAUGCUGUCAUAAAUUUGUACACACAGUUCAAGGAAUGUCUGCUUAUCUCCAAGUGUGCUCUUUAGGAUGGUGAUUAUCUAAUUAGUCCAUAUUCUGAUGAAAACUGAUUAUGAUAAGGUUUUAUUUCAUUCAUAAGCAGUACAUAAGCAGUGCCGCGAGUCCAUAAACACCCCUGCACAGCAUGCUCAUGUCCGGAGUAAAAAGGGGAGCAGUAUUGCCCACUUGCAGUUAAGCUUAAAUACCUUGGACUCUGUAUUUGUGAGUGAAUCAAAUCACAUCCCAGUGUUCUCCCUUGGGCUGGGCUUUUAAAACAAGAAGCUCUUUAAGAUGUACUAUAGAAAGAACAAAGUGAUAACUGGGGCCCUGUGUGUGUAUGUAAGUGUGUAAAGUAUGUGUGUCUGUGUCUCUAGCCUGUACUGCACUGAAAUGGUGAUUCAAAGUUUCCAGAGAUGUAGAGGAAAAAAAAUCAAAUAAAAUGAUCAACAACUUUUGGUA